This is a messenger RNA of Penicillium crustosum, 180 nucleotides long. RefSeq lists its product as uncharacterized. The transcript has a single exon. The coding region runs from base 1 to 180 and encodes 59 amino acids. NCBI's taxonomy places the organism in Eukaryota, Fungi, Ascomycota, Eurotiomycetes, Eurotiales, Aspergillaceae. The record is from RefSeq and is a predicted model, not a curated record.
AUGCAAAAUACAAGUCAUGAGAAGCCAGCGGCCGUGACCGUCGCAGCCCCAGAUUCGUUCGAGAUGCUUGAAGCAGAUCCAGCUGAAAAAGCGCAAUCUGGCCCCGGAACACUAGAAAAGACUUGCACAGUUGAAGGGUCUCUAAUGAAACAAGGAGGCCGCCAAAUCCCCGUCUUAUAA